Molecule: messenger RNA, 4584 nt
Organism: Heterocephalus glaber (naked mole-rat)
Lineage: Eukaryota; Metazoa; Chordata; Mammalia; Rodentia; Bathyergidae
Source: RefSeq, a predicted model, not a curated record
ACUGGGCUUCCUUGAAACCUGGGCCAAAGGUCGGCUGCCCAUGGGCUUUCAGAACCGCCGCUUCACGCUGUUCCCAGCCAAGCCUGCACCCGCGGGAUCCCUGAGGGCCUCUGGUUGGUCUCGAUGGAGCUCCCCCUGGUCCCUGCUGCUUCUGCUGCUUCUGCGGCUGUCUGCAGUGUCCUCCACAGAGAAGGACUGGCAGUGCCCACGCACACCCUACGCGACCGCCCAUGACUUUGACGUGAGGUAUGUAGUGCCCCGUUUCUCCGCCGCCGGCCCAGUGCAAGCCGUACUGACUUAUGAGGGUGGCCCGGAUGGCAAUGCUGUGUUUGUGGCCACACGCAAUCGCCUGCACGUGCUUGGGCCUGACCUGCAGUUUGUGGAGAGUGUGGCCACCGGCCCUGCCGGAGACCCGAGCUGCCAGACCUGUGUGACCUGUGGACCAGGCCCCCAUGGGCCACCAGGUGACACAGACACACUGGUGCUGGUGCUGGAGCCUGGGCUUCCCGCACUCGUCAGCUGUGGCUCUAGCCUGCAGGGCCGCUGCUUCCUGCAUGAGCUGGAGCCCCAAGAAACAGCCUUGCACCUGGUGGCACCAGCCUGCCUCUUCUCUGCCCUCGGAAACCUGCCUGAGGACUGCCCUGACUGUGUGGCUAGCCCCCUGGGUACCCGAGUGACUGUGGUUGAGCAGGGCCAGGCCUCUUACUUCUAUGUGGCAUCCUCAUUGAACACCACGGUGGCUGCUAGCUUUAGCCCCCGCUCUGUGUCCAUCCGACGCCUCAAGGCUGAUGCCUCAGGAUUUGAAACAGGCUUUUCAGCACUGUCAGUGCUACCCAAAUACCUGGACUCCUACCAUAUCAAAUAUGUGCACAGCUUCCACUCAGGAGCCUUUGUCUACUUCCUGACUGUGCAGCCUGCUAGUGUGACAGACACUCCUGGUGCCCUGCAAACACGCCUGGCACGGCUCAAUGCUCUGGAGCCGGAGCUAAGUGACUACCGGGAGCUGAUCCUCGACUGCUAUUUUGCACCCAAACGCCGCCGAAGGACCCCAGAGGGCAGGCAGUCUUACCCAGUGCUUCAGGCAGCCCACUCUGCUUAUGUGGGUGCCCAGCUCGCCACUGAACUAAGCAUCCCCGAGGGCCGUGAAGUGCUAUUUGGAGUCUUUGUGACUGGCAGGGGUGGUGGCCCUGGCAUGGGCCCUAACUCUGUAGUCUGUGCCUUCCCCAUUGACCUGCUGAACACUCUAAUCGAUGAGGGUGUGGAACGCUGUUGUGAGUCCCCUGUUAUCCCUGGCCUUCGGCGAGGCCUGGACUUCUUCCAGACACCCAGUUUUUGCCCUAACCCGCCAGUCCCGGAGGCCCCUAGCCCCAACAUCAGCUGCCACUACUUCCCUCUGCGGGUCAGCAGCAGCUUCCAACGUGUGGACUUAUUCAAUGGGCUUUUAGGACCAAUGCAGAUCACUGCACUGUAUGUAACACGCCUUGGCAAUGUCACAGUGGCCCACAUGGGCACAACUGAUGGACGUAUCCUGCAGGUGGAGCUAGCCAGGUCACUCAACUACCUGCUGUAUGUGUCCAACUUCUCAUUGGGCAGCAGUAGGCAGCCCAUUCAGCGAGAUGUCAGUCGCCUCGGGGGCCACUUGUUCUUCGCCUCUGGGGACCAGGUCUUCCAGGUACCUAUCCGAGGCCCUGGCUGCCGCCACUUCCUCACCUGUAGGGGUUGCCUUCAAACACAGCGCUUCAUGGGCUGUGGCUGGUGUGGGGACAUAUGUGGCCGACAGGAAGAGUGUCCUGGCUCGUGGCAACAAGAUCACUGUCCACCUAAGCUUACUCAGUUCUACCCCCACAGUGGGCCACUAAGGGGCAGCACGAGGCUGACCCUGUGUGGCUCCAACUUCUACCGGCACCCUGAUUCUCUGGUACCUGAGGGAACCUAUCAGAUCACAGUGGGCCAAAGUCCCUGCCAGCUGCUGCCUCAGGAUGCCUCAAACCUCAGCCCAGCACCCCAGAAAGACUUCGUAGAGGAGCUUGAGUGUGAGCUGGAGCCCUUGCAUGGCCAGACAGCGGGGACUACCAACGUCAGCCUCACUGUGACUAACAUGCUACCGGGCAGGCACUUCCGUGUAGAUGGCACCUCCAUGCUAGGAGGUUUCUCUUUCAUGGAGCCAGUGCUGACAGCAGUACGACCCCUCUUUGGCCCACGGGCAGGGGGCACUCGUGUCACCCUUGAAGGCCAGGGCCUGUCUGUCGGCACCAGCCGGGCUGUGCUGAUCAAUGGAACUCAAUGCCAGUUGAAACAGGUCAGCGAGGGGCAGAUAGUAUGUGCCACACCCCCUGGUGCUUCUACGGCCAGUGUCCCCCUUGGGCUGCAGGUAGGGGGUGCUGAGGUACCCGGUUCCUGGACCUUUCACUACCAGGAAGACCCCAUUGUGCUGGGUAUCACUCCUAACUGUGGCUACAUUGGCUCCCACGUCACCAUCCAUGGCCAGCAUCUGACUUCAGCAUGGCACCUACUUCUGUCAUUCCAUGAUGGGCAAAGGGAAGUAGAGAACAGGCAGUGUGAUGGGCCACUUCCGGAGCAGCAUCGAUGCCGUCUGCCUGAAUAUGUGAUCCGAGACCCCCGAGGGUGGGUGAUAGGGAAUCUGAGUGUCCAGGGAGAUGGAGCUGCUGGCUUCACACUGCCCAGCUUUCGCUUCCUACCCCCACCUCGUCCACCCAGUGCAGACCUAGCCCCACUGAAGCCUGAAGAACAUGCUGUUAAAUUCCAGUACAUUGGGCUGGAUGCUGUGGCUGACUGUGUGGGUGUGAAUGUGACUGUGGAUGGGGAGAGCUGCCAGCAUGAGCUCCGAGGAGAUGUGGUGGUCUGUCCUGUGCCUCCUUCGGUGCAACUCAGCAAGGAUGGUGUCCCAUUGCAGGUCUGUGUAGAUGGUGACUGUCACAUCCUGGGCAGAGUGGUGCGGCCAGGCCCAGGGGGCAUCCCACAGAACAUACUCCUUGUUGUUCUGCUGGGCUUGCUCCUGCUUGUGGUUUUACUGGCUGCUGCACUAGUCUUCAACUACCAGUGGCGGAGGAAGCAACUGGCACUCUCUGCCCUUGAUGUUCCACAUUCUCCCACUGGUGUCCAUGGAGAAUCCUUCUCAGGCAGCAAGGAAGGGUCCUGUGUCCCUCUGCUGAGGACAGAAUCCAUCCGGCUCAGGGACCUGAACUCUGCACUCGUAGCCGAGGUUAAGGACAUACUGAUUCCUCACGAGCGAGUGAUCACUCACAGUGACCAAGUCAUUGGCAAAGGCCACUUUGGAGUUGUCUACCACGGGGAAUAUACAGACAAGGACCAGAAUCAAAUCCACUGCGCUAUCAAGUCACUGAGUCGCAUUACAGAGGUGCAAGAGGUGGAGGCCUUCCUUCGAGAGGGACUGCUAAUGCGUGGCUUGCACCACCCAAAUGUUCUGGCUCUCAUUGGGAUCAUGCUGCCACCUGAGGGACUGCCGCGUGUGCUGCUGCCUUAUAUGCGCCAUGGAGACCUGCUCCAUUUCAUCCGCUCACCUCAACGGAACCCCACUGUGAAGGACCUCAUCAGCUUCGGCCUGCAGGUAGCUCGUGGUAUGGAGUACCUGGCAGAACAGAAGUUUGUACACAGGGACCUGGCUGCUAGGAACUGCAUGCUAGACGAAUCAUUCAUAGUCAAAGUGGCUGACUUUGGUCUGGCCCGUGACAUCCUGGACAAGGAUUACUACAGUGUCCGUCAGCAACGCCAUGCUUGCCUACCUGUCAAGUGGAUGGCACUGGAGAGCCUGCAGACCUACAGAUUUACCACCAAGUCUGACGUGUGGUCAUUUGGUGUGCUGCUGUGGGAACUGCUAACACGGGGUGCCCCACCAUACCCCCAUAUUGACCCUUUCGACCUCAUCUACUUCCUGGCCCAGGGUCGGCGCCUUCCUCAGCCUGAAUAUUGUCCCAAUUCUCUGUACCAAGUGAUGGAGAGAUGCUGGGAGGCAGACCCAGCAGCACGACCCACCUUCAGAGCACUGGUGAUAGAAAUGGAGCAGGUUGUGGCCUCACUGCUUGGGGAACACUAUGUGCAGCUUUCCACAGCCUAUGUGAACCUGGGCCCUGGCACCUUGAAUGAGGUGAAUGUGCUUUCAGAACAUCCACGGUCCUCACCUGUGCACAGGAGCAUGUCUCGGCCCCGACCCCUCUCAGAGCCACCUCUGCCCACGUGACCUAGGUCCUGGGAAGACCCAUGGGGGCUGAACUUGCUUAGUGUCCUUGAGCUAGCCCCCAGUGGCAUCUGGGCCAUGCCAAGCUGGAGGAUAUGGGGUUUCUACCCUGUGUCUGCCCUUUAAUUUUCAGGGAGGGCAGGAGGGCACAUAGAUCUCUCACUGCACAGAGUGAGCCUGUGAGAGCAAGCCUUCUACAGCACAUAUUUAUGGAGCACCUUCUUUACCAUGCCUGCUGGGCACAGAGGACUCAGCAGUGACACAGAGACACUCACCUUUGAGCCAAUAAAAAUGAAUAUUCAUGUAUAAACUGUGGAAAAUGUUGUGAGAGAAAGAUAGGAGGGAAUGGAGGACUGCUUUAGAUCCAA